CAAACCAGAAACCAUGGCUACAUCUCCAAUCUCAGCUAUCUUCUUCAUCUUUCUCCUCCAUCUCGCUACCACCGUCUUCUCCAUCGGCGUUAACUAUGGCACCGUCGGAGACAACCUUCCGUCACCGCAAGCGGUGGCGGAUUUCCUCAAGACGAAGACAACCAUCGACAGUGUUAAGAUCUUCGAUGUGAGCCCUCAAAUCCUGCAAGCCUUCGCCGGAAGUGGCAUCUCCGUCACCGUCACAGCACCUAACGGAGAUAUUGUGGCCCUAACCAACCUAGAUUCCGCUCGCCAGUGGGUCGUUACUCACAUCAAGCCUUUCCACCCUCAAACUAAAAUCAAGUACAUCCUCGUCGGCAGUGAAGUGCUCCAUUGGACCGAUUGGAACACCAUAAAGCUUCUCGUCCCCGCCAUGAGAACUCUCCACAGAGCUCUGAACGCCGAGGGAAUCAGAGACAUCAAGGUUACAACUGCACAUUCUUUAGCCAUAAUGCACGCGUCUAUUCCACCAAGCGCUGGCCGGUUCAGAUAUGGAUUUGCACGAUAUGUGUUCGCUCCAAUGUUGAAAUUCUUGAGGGAAACUAAAGCCCCCUUUAUGGUUAACCCGUACCCGUACUUCGGAUACAACCCGAAAAACGCAAACUUCGCUUUGUUCAGGCCAAACCGGGGCUUGUUCGACCGGAACACUGGGCUGACCUACACGAACCAGUUCGACGCACUCAUGGACGCGGUUUACUCCGCAAUGAAGGCCAUUGGGUUCGGUGAUGUCGAUAUCGCCGUCGGCGAGACGGGUUGGCCGACGAACUGUGAUGGAUGGGAAGCUUGUAGUGUGUCCAAUGCGGCGUCGUACAACGGCCAGCUGGUGACGCACGUGGAGUCCGGGAAGGGGACGCCGUUGAUGCCGAAACGCCGGUUCGAUACCUACAUCUUCGCCUUGUUCAAUGAGAACCAGAAACCCGGUCCGACCGCCGAGAGGAACUGGGGAAUGUUCCAACCCGAUUUUACUCCGGUCUAUGACGCUGGGAUCUUGCGCAACGGACAGGCAGUACCAGUAACGCAAAAUCCAGGCCAAAGCCCAAGCCCAAGUCCAAGCCCAAAAGGCCCAAGUAAAGUAGGGCAGAAAUGGUGCAUACCGAAGCCUGAGACGACCCAGCAGGCCCUACAAGCGAACAUAGAGUAUGUAUGCAGCCAGGGAGUGGACUGUAAGCCGAUUCAGGCGGGAGGAGCAUGCUAUGACCCAAGUAACGUUCGGCAGCUGGCCACGUACGCCAUGAACGCCUUUUAUCAGGCCAAGGGUCGCCACGACUUCGACUGCUACUUCUCCAACUCUGGCCUCAUUACCUCCUCUAAUCCCAGUUACGGAAAAUGUAGAAUGUAAGUGUGAAUUUCAGAAGAAGAGAGCAAGGACUUGUGAUUCCCAGAUGCUCAACAUGAAUGUGGCUACGGACUAUUUUAUUGAUUGACUCAUCGUGAUCAUGUAUUCAUUUAUUAUGAUUAUUACUACUACUAUUGGAUAUGUAAAUGUUAACCUAGAGAUCAUCAUGUGUCAUCAAGACUACGCUCUAUUUUAUGCAACAGUUGUGUCUGAAAUGUUAGGAACAUUAUUCUGUUGUUGGUUUAGUUUAUCUUUUGAUGAUAUGAUUCUUUUGAAUGGUA
Molecule: messenger RNA, 1656 nt
Organism: Neltuma alba
Lineage: Eukaryota; Viridiplantae; Streptophyta; Magnoliopsida; Fabales; Fabaceae
Product: glucan endo-1,3-beta-glucosidase
Exons: 4
Coding region: 14-1378 (454 amino acids)
Biological process (GO): carbohydrate metabolic process
Molecular function (GO): hydrolase activity, hydrolyzing O-glycosyl compounds
Source: RefSeq, a predicted model, not a curated record